Emiliania huxleyi CCMP1516 is the source of this 645-nucleotide messenger RNA. RefSeq lists its product as hypothetical. NCBI's taxonomy places the organism in Eukaryota, Haptophyta, Isochrysidales, Noelaerhabdaceae. The coding region runs from base 1 to 645 and encodes 214 amino acids. The transcript has 5 exons. The record is from RefSeq and is a predicted model, not a curated record.
AUGGCCGCGUCGACGCACGAGCCGUACUACAUGAUGACGCGCGACUUCGAGGCGCGGUCGCCGCCCCUGCCGCCCGAGCUCCGCUCUAAGGACGCUGCGUGGUCGCCGCCCCUGCCGCUCGAGCUGCCGCCCGAGGACGCUGGCGCGCCGCACGCGCUCUUCUACAAGCUGGAGGACAACCGGUGCGAGAGGCGCGCGCUGCUCCGCGGCCAGAACUGCACCCUUGCGAUCCGGCACGCCACCGCGCGCCGCGUGACGGGCCCGUGGGCCGCGGCCACCGCCUCGGGGCCUUUCUUUCUCGACGCGAUCUCGCGGCCUUGUUGCGAGGGGCCUGCGGCGGGCUUCGGCGCGCUCGAGGGGGACGGCGCCUCGCGCUGGCGCGACAUCAGCGGCAGCGUCGAGGCCCCCGCCGGCUACAAGCACGGCACCGCCCUGCUCCUGCCGCACGCGGCGCUCCGGGCGGUGUGCGAGCCUCAGCCCACCGCCGCGGCGGCCGUCGGCGCGAGCCGGCGCGAGACCGGCCGCUUCCGCGACACGGAGCUCUGCAAACGGUGGCGCAGCCGCCGCAACCUCGAGGGCGAGCGCUGCGAGGGAAAGGCGUGCGAAGACUGGGCGGGGUCGCGGCGGGCAAGGGAUCUGGUGUAG